AUGUCCCAGGAACGCCAGCGUGCUUCGAGCAAAAUGGUUCGCAAACAUGAGGCCCUAUUGAAGACAGUCACACAGAGCGACCUCACCAUUGAGCGCCUCCCAGGGAGCAAUUACCCGAACCCCAACAGGAACAGCACAACCAGUGCUCACCUCACUGAUAAGAUCGGACACAUCAUGUACGACCCGCGUCCUAAUGAUGUCCAGAGCGGUGAGUACCCCAUCUCGGGUAGCAAGCUGCGGUGCCAACUUGCCGCACCUCGGAAGCAUCUCCACUUUAACCCAUCCGAGACCACGUUUGGUAUCGUCACAUGCGGUGGUAUUUGCCCUGGACUGAACGAUGUGAUUCGUUCCAUCACACUGGCUGGCAUUGUGCAGUACGGUAUCAAGCGCGUGAUCGGUUUCCGCUACGGCUACUGGGGUCUGUCGAAGGAGGGCAGCAAGACUGCCAUAGAGCUCUCGCGUGCCUCUGUGACGCAAAUCCACCGCUUUGGCGGCACCAUCUUGGGAAGCUCGCGUGGGCCACAGGACACCAAGGAGAUGGUUGAGACGCUGGUGCGUUUGGGUGUGAACGUCCUCUUUACGGUUGGCGGUGACGGCACACAACGUGGUGCGCUAAAGAUCUACGAGGAGGCGAAGCGCUGUGGACACAAUAUUGCUGUCUUCGGCAUCCCUAAGACUAUUGAUAAUGAUCUUUCCUUUUCCCAUCGCACCUUUGGUUUCCAAACAGCUGUGGAGCAGGCAUGCAUGGCCGUGCGCGCAGCCUAUGCAGAGGCAAUCUCGCUUAACUAUGGUGUUGGCAUUGUGAAGCUGAUGGGCCGUGAGAGCGGGUUUAUCGCUGCCGAGGCGGCUUUGGCGAGUGCCCAAGCGAACCUUUGCCUUGUGCCCGAGUCACCGAUGUCUCUGGAGACGGUGUUGAAGUUGAUAGAGCAUCGCUUUUUGACUUCUCGAAACUGCGUCAUUGUUGUGGCAGAGGGCUUCGGUCAGGACUGGGUGAAGGGAACCGGUGGCCACGAUGCCUCCGGCAACAAGAGGCUUAUCGACAUUGGUUCCAUCUUGAAGAAGGAAGUCUCACAAUGGCUUAAGAAGAAUUCGGACCGCUACCCCCAGGCCGAUGUGAAGUAUAUUGACCCCUCUUACAUGAUUCGUGCAUGCCCUCCAUCGUCUAACGACGCAUUGUUCUGCACUAACCUAUCAACGUUGGCGGUGCACGAGGCUAUGGCUGGUUCGACAGGUUGUGUCAUCUCCAUGUGGUACAACAAUUACAUUCUUGUGCCUAUUAAGGUAGCCACGUCAGUCCGGCGUGUAAUUGAUACCAACAGUCUGCUUUGGCAGCAAGUUUGUUCGAUCACUGUCAAUCUCGAUGACGACGCGAAGCAGACCAAACAGCAAGAUUUGAGACGCGAGCUGGAGGCCAUCACGCUAAACCGCGACCGCAUCCUGUCGGAUAUAAAUGCGAAACUAUGA
Molecule: messenger RNA, 1464 nt
Organism: Phytomonas sp. EM1
Lineage: Eukaryota; Euglenozoa; Kinetoplastea; Trypanosomatida; Trypanosomatidae
Source: the annotation of a GenBank genome assembly